Molecule: messenger RNA, 2124 nt
Organism: Thyridium curvatum
Lineage: Eukaryota; Fungi; Ascomycota; Sordariomycetes; Thyridiales; Thyridiaceae
Exons: 3
Coding region: 1-2124 (707 amino acids)
Biological process (GO): positive regulation of DNA-templated transcription
Cellular component (GO): SWI/SNF complex
Molecular function (GO): DNA binding; histone binding
Source: RefSeq, a predicted model, not a curated record
AUGGAUGAGGGAUCUGUCAACUACGGCAGCCCUGCCAAUGGCGCAUCACCAAACAGCAACCCUAUCCUAGCCCAACCUCCCCUGCAAUCAGACGUACCUGCUGCCGGCACUGAAAAUGAAGAUGUCCAAAUGGGUGAGGGCAGCGCAACAGAGCCUGUGAUCAAGCAAGAUAGCACCACGCCUGCCCCGGUUGCUGCAUCUGACAACCCCCUCGAUGCGCCCGACGGCCCUGCUCCUGAGACGACUACAGCCACGCGAGAGGAUGAAGAGAUGGGAGAGGCCAAGGGCGAGGCCAAAGAAGGCCAAGCUCAAGAGGGGGCUGACGGUGCCGCCGAGGGCGAGGGUUCCGAAGCGAAGACCAAGGAAAGCGCCGAGAACGCUGCUCGCGAGCAUCUCAUCUCUCAGACGCACGCGAUUGUGCUGCCCAGCUACAGCACUUGGUUCGACAUGAAUGCGAUCCACAGCAUUGAGCGCAAGGCGCUCCCGGAAUUCUUCAACAAUCGCAACCGGAGCAAGACGCCCGCCGUCUACAAGGACUACAGAGACUUUAUGAUCAACACGUACCGACUGAAUCCCGUAGAGUAUCUGACCGUCACUGCCUGCAGGCGUAAUCUGGCCGGCGAUGUCUGCGCAAUCAUGCGAGUGCAUGCUUUCCUCGAGCAAUGGGGACUGAUCAACUACCAAGUCGAUGCGGAGCAACGCCCCUCACACGUUGGCCCUCCAUUCACUGGCCAUUUCAGGGUCAUUUGCGAUACGCCCAGAGGCUUGCAGCCAUGGCAGCCAGCGUCUGAUCCAACUGUCCUUGAAGGCAAGAAGAAUUAUGACACUGACGUCAAAGCCAAUGCUACCCCAGCUGACAAGAGUGAUCUGAACCUCGAGGUUGGCCGCAACAUCUACGAAGCCAACGCCAAGGGAACGAAACUCAACAAGACUGAGGCGAAGACUAACGGAGAGGUUGUCGCUGCCAAUGGAGUGAAAGAGAGCGCCUCCACAGCCGCCGAGGGCUUGACAAAGACCCCGAUUGCCAAGAUCAGCUGCUACAAUUGCGGCAUUGACUGCACGCUGAUCUACUACCACAGCAUCCAACCCGACACGACUACCAAGUCCAAGCAUGAUGUGUGCCCAACAUGCUAUCUUGAGGGCCGCCUUCCUGCCAACCACAGCACCAAUUCCUACACGCGCAUGGAGAAUCCUACCUAUUCAGCCAUCAUUGACCGAGACGCGCCCUGGAGCGAUGCCGAGAUUCUACGGCUCCUCGAGGGACUUGAGCGAUUCGACGAUGACUGGGGCGAGAUCGCAGACCAUGUGGGCACCCGCACCCGGGAAGAAUGUGUUUUGCAGUUCUUGCAACUGGAUAUCGAGGACAAGUAUCUCGAGUCGGAGCAGCCAGUGCGCGCGCCCACGGGUCUGCAAAUGCUCGGAAGCGACGGUGGCAUGCUUCCGUUCCAUGCGGCCGACAACCCGGUCAUGUCUGUGAUCGGAUUCCUCGCCAGCCUUGCCGACCCCGCCAGCACGGCAGCUGCAGCCAGCAAGUCGGUGGAGGAGCUGAAGAAGGGGCUGAGAAACAGACUGGAGAACGCGGGCCAUGCUGAGGAGGCACGGGCCGAAGACAAAGGCAAAGAAAAGGACAGCGACUCUAUGGAGCUUGACAUUCGCCAAGAGACCACGACGACGACUACGACCACGAUGACGACGACCCAGACCACAAAGACAAGCCUGGCAUCCAUCCCGUUGGCAUCCAUCGCAGCACGUUCCGGUGGCCUUGCCUCCCACGAGGAGCGCGAGAUGACGAGACUGGUUUCGGCGGCUGUCAACGUCACCCUGCAGAAGAUGGAGCUGAAGCUCAAGUACUUCAACGAGAUGGAGUCGAUCCUCCAGGCGGAGCGCCGCGAGCUGGAGAGGGCGCGGCAGCAGCUGUUCCUGGACAGGCUCGCCUUCAAGCGCCGCGUGCGCGAGGUGGAGGACGGGCUCAAGGCCGCGGCGGCCGCGGGUGGCGAGCAGGGAGUCAAGAUGGUGCAAGACAUCAACAUGGACGGCGACCGUGUGGGCUUCCAGGCUGUGCCGGCCACGGGCUCCGUGCAGCCCCUGAGCGCCGAGGCCCAGGUCAAGAGCUACGAGGCUUAG